Molecule: messenger RNA, 2962 nt
Organism: Mesocricetus auratus (golden hamster)
Lineage: Eukaryota; Metazoa; Chordata; Mammalia; Rodentia; Cricetidae
Gene: Adamtsl5
Product: ADAMTS like 5
Exons: 15
Coding region: 1203-2660 (485 amino acids)
Biological process (GO): extracellular matrix organization
Cellular component (GO): extracellular matrix
Molecular function (GO): metalloendopeptidase activity; protein binding
Source: RefSeq, a predicted model, not a curated record
GGGAUGAGCGGGUGAUGGGGACGGGGGUUGGUGGUGGAGAGUCUGGUUGCGGGGUGACGCGGACCAGGACGAGGUACUCAGGGUGGGAGGCGCCCUGGUCCGCACUAGCCCACUCCAAGCCCCAGUUCCAUACGCAUUCCCUGGCCCUGAGUGCGGUGCGCGGAAUAGCACCCCCAGCGGCAUCCCAGCUGGAUUUCCCAACGUCAAUGGCACCCUGGAUACCAGCACCAACGUUGGGCCACGACGCUGCCCGCGCAGUCGGUCAGUCCCCUGCCUCAGCUCCAUGCCCAACGCGUGCACCCUCUUCCCGCCGCACGAGGGCGCCCCGGGCCUGCGCCCUCGGUGACCCCAGCUUGGGCGCGCCUGGGAGGCCCGGGUGGGAGGGACCGACUGAGUUCCCAGUCCCGCACCUCGGGGCCCCGCCGCUUCCGCCAGUCCCUGGGGCGUCCCAGGGAAGCAGGACGCCUUGCCUUGGGCUCUGAGCAGCGGUAAGUCCCUCUUCUCAUCCUGCCACUGGCCCGGCUGGCGUGACCACAAUGUGAUUGGCUCCUUUCCCUCCCUGGAGCGAAGGCAGCGUUCUCUAGGAUGGUGCCACCUCGGUCCCCGAGUGCUCUAAAGGGUGGGAUGACAACAUCAGAGUGGCUGACAACCGGGGAGACCCGGCCUUCCCCUUUAUCAGGCCCGGAUCACGAGGAGGGCGUGGGCUGAGAAUGACUUCAUCCUGUCCAUGUAGAUGGGGAAACUGAGGCCUCUACCCAACCCUACCCUGCCCCUAUCUCUGCAGACCCGCUGGGCACCGCAGCCCACACCCCUGGCAGAUGAAACCAGGACGCACAUGCUGGAAGGGGCCAGGGCCUGGGAGACUCCUGGACACUGCGCACACUAGGACACGGAGGCCCGAGGAACGGAAUGGGUUUUCCUGUGUAGCCCUGACCUGGAACUCACUCUGUAGCCCAGGCUGGCCUCUGCCUCCCGAGUGCUGGGAUGAAAGAUAUGGACCACCACCGCCUGGCUAUAAAAUUAACUUUUAAAUAAGUAACAACAGAUACUAACCCCCACUGAGUGCCUGACCUGAGCCAAUAACUCCCGCACAAGGCUUCCCGGAAGGGGCGGGGUUGCCGUUACUUUAUUUCUUUUUAGAGACAAGAGGGCACAGAGAGGUUUAGUCGCCAUCGGAGAUCACCCAGCCAGCCAGGGCUGAGAUGGCAAUCCACCCUGGUCCUGCUGGUCACUGCCCCUUGGGACUCCUGUGCUCCCUCAGACCCCGCCUCUUCCGGGACCUUCUGCUCUUGCAGUGGACCCUCCUGAGCUGUCCUUUGGGGGGCACUGCUCAGGGUCCGGGGGAAUGGACGCCCUGGGGGUCUUGGAGCCGAUGUUCCAGCUCCUGCGGCCGGGGCGUCUCGGUGCGCAGCCGCCGUUGCGUCCAACUUCCCGGGGAGGAGCCUUGCUGGGGGGGCAGCCGCGAAUACCGCGUGUGCCAGCAGCCGGACUGCCCCCCAGGGACAAUACCCUUCCGAGACUUACAGUGUGCUCUCUACAAUGGCCACCCUGUCCUGGGCACCCAGAAGACCUAUCAAUGGGUGCCCUUCCAUGGGGCACCCAACCUGUGUGACCUCAACUGCCUGGCUGAGGGCCACGCCUUCUACCACAGCUUCGGCCGCGCGCUGGACGGCACCCCCUGCGCCCCGGGGGCCCAGGGCCUCUGCGUAGCCGGCCGCUGUCUGAGUGCCGGCUGCGACGGGCUGCUGGGCUCCGGCGCCCUCGAGGACCGCUGCGGCCUGUGCGGUGGCGCCAACGACUCGUGCCUAUUCGUGCAGCGCGUGUUCCGCGACGCCGGUGCCUUCGCCGGCUACUGGAACGUGACUCUGAUCCCCGAGGGCGCCAGGCACAUUCGCGUGGCCCAGCACAGCCGUAACCACCUGGCGCUGGUGGCCCGCGACGGCCGCUACGUGCUCAACGGCGACGGGGUGCUCAGUCCGCCUGGUACCUACGAGGCGGCGGGUACCCGCGUGGUCUACACCCGGGGCGCGGGCCCCGAAGAGACUCUGCAGGCGACCGGGCCCACCUCCCAGGAGCUGUUGUUGCAGGUGCUGCUGCGGGAGCCCAACCCAGGCGUGCACUUCGAGUUCUGGCUGCCCCGGGAGCGCUAUGGCCCCUUCCAGGCGCAGGCGCAGGCCCUGGGCUGGCCCCUGCGACAACCUCAGCCUCGGGAGGUGGAGUCUCAGCCCGCAGAGACCCCUGUGGUCCCCGAGGGCAUCGCUGCCCGGGUUGCAUCCCUGGUACCAGACUCCUGUGGGCCAUGCCCUGACAGCCGGGGUCGCGCACACCGGCUUCUGCACUACUGCGGCAGCGACUUUGUGUUCCAGGCCCGCGUGCUGGGCCGCCACCGCCAGGGCCAGGAGACUCGCUAUGAGGUGCGGGUCCUGCUCAUCUACAAACACCGCUCACCGCUGCGCACUCGAGAGUAUGUGUGGGCACCAGGCCACUGUCCCUGCCCAUCACUGGCCCCCCACCGAGAGUACCUGUUGGCCGCCAGGAGACUGGUCAGCCGUGAUGGCACACAGGACCGGCUACUGCUGCCCCACGCUGGUUAUGCUCGGCUCUGGAGUCCUGCAGAGGACAGCCGAGUUCGUCUGGCUGCUCGGCGCUGUUCAGUCUAAACCCCCAGAGGUUGGAGCCUCCCCCGGCUCUUGUUCUGCUGUGUGACUCAGGAAGAUCUCCUGCCAGGAUAUUUUGAGACAGGGUCUCACUGUGUAUGUAACCUUGGCUGGCCUGGAACUUGCUGCAUAGACCAGGCUGACCUUGACGUCACAGAGAUCUGCCCGCCUCUGUCUCUCGAGUGCUGGGACUAAAGACGUGUGCUGUAUCUGAGAACUUUAAGGAACUUCAAGAUCCUGGCUGCCUUUCCACCAAACGACUUUGGUCCAUCCCUUUUUAAACUAUUUAAAUUUUAAUGAAUUCA